This is a messenger RNA of Ostrea edulis (European flat oyster), 5463 nucleotides long. RefSeq names its product probable E3 ubiquitin-protein ligase HERC4. The transcript has 28 exons. Gene Ontology annotation, molecular function: ubiquitin-protein transferase activity. Lineage: Eukaryota; Metazoa; Mollusca; Bivalvia; Ostreida; Ostreidae. The record is from RefSeq and is a predicted model, not a curated record. Bases 318 to 3479 code for a protein of 1053 amino acids.
UCGAGGAAAUUCGGACAAUUCCUGUUCAUCUGUUAUUUUCAUAACGUACAUGAUAUUGUGUAAUGAUAUGGAACACACGAGAAAAGUUGAAAUGUCAACUUUCGAUUUCAGAGAGUAGAAGUGAUCCAAGCUUUUUACGAAACUAAUGCCCAUUGCAGCAGAUUCGUGUUCACGAUAGGUAUUUUUUCCCCUUUAGUUUCGGUAUUGUGUUUACAAUUUCAUGCUUUGUAACCUAUGAAUAACUGACAGAAGGCUCUAUAACAUACCUUUGAAUCCAAUAGAAAUAUUGUUGGUGAUGUACUAGCAGAAGCCGAGGGAUGACGGGGUUUUUUGGAUGGGGUCGUAGUCGUGAUGGACAGCUGUCUAUAGGGGUCACGGAUGAGGAGAGAGUGCUCUCCCCAAAGGAGAUCCCUAGUCUCCAGAAGCUGAACAUUAAAGAGAUCAGCUGUGGAGAGAAGCACACACUGAUUGUCACCAAGGGAGGGGAGCUACACUCAUGUGGAAGUAACGAUCAUGGGGAACUGGGACACAGUAAACCAAGGUCAAGGGCAGAGUUGGUGAGUGGGCUGAGCAGUAUGCAGGUGACACAGGCCCGGACAGGAGCAGGGUACAGCCUGGUCAUCACAACGGCUGGAGAAGUGUUCAGCUGGGGGCGAAAUGACGUGGGGCAGCUGGGGAGAGGAAAACUGUCCAAGGAGGAGCAGACAAAACCAAAGUUGGUGAAGACCCUAGCCAUGUUCUCUGUCGUCCAGAUUGCCUGUGGUACUAGUCACAGUUUGGCCCUCACUGAUGAUGGUCGUUUGUUUUCAUGGGGUUGCAAUAGAUAUGGACAAUUAGGACUGGGUAGUUCCUAUGCAUAUAUGGACACACCCCAGCAGAUUGCGUGUCUGAAGGGAAUACCCAUCGCCCAGAUAGCUGUGGGAGGGAACCACAGUUUCAUUCUGUCAUGUUCUAGGGCAGUGUUUGGAUGGGGUCAAAACAGCUUUGGACAACUUGGUUUAAAUGAUCAAUUAGACAAGAGUCAUCCUACUUUAUGCAAGUCCCUAAGAAACCAGAAAGUGCAGUACAUAGCGUGUGGGGAGAAUCACACUGUCUCACUGACCAAGGAAGGAGGGGUUUUUACAUUUGGAGCUGGGAGCUUUGGACAGUUAGGCCACAAUUCUCUGCAGGAUGAGAUCUUGCCAAAACGAGUGGUGGAGCUGAUGGGGAGUGUGAUUUCUCAGGUUGUCUGUGGAAGACGGCACACUAUAGCGUAUUCUCUGUCAAGCGGCAAGAUGUACGGCUUUGGUGUGGGAGAAGGGGGACAGCUUGGACUCGGGGACACUAUGACUCGUAACUCUCCAUUUCCUAUCCUGAGUCAUUUCCUGCCCAGUUCCGGGCGUCGUUCCUCCCAAGUCAUGGAUCACGAUGGAACCUUGUACAUGGUGAAACAUUUGUACGGGGGUGGAGACCAUUGUUUCCUUCUAGCCAACACAGCAGAGGCGGGAGGAGAAGCAGAUGAUUUUAGGAAGACUGACCCCAGUACACAGAUAACAACCCUCACAGCCGACAAGAGUGACAAAAUUCGCAAACUGCAGCCUGAUGUCAUCACUCCAUCAGAACUUGUCGAUGAUGUUCUGAAGAUUUUCUCAAGUUCUGCAUGUUUGAAUGCAUCAUUUCUACUGAAAAAUGAUGACCAUUUUGGCUGCAGCAGUAGAAACUGUGGUCUUGACAUGGACGAAGUCCGAAAGCUGAUGAAUCGAAUCGCUGAUGCUAAAAACGUGAACAUUGUUCAGCAGAUUACUGAAAGUAUAGAGAACAAUCUUCUACGGUCACUCCCCCCUUCACCGCCUGAUGUUGAGGCUCUCAGAGUUUACCUCAUUCUCCCAGAAUUCCAUCUGUUUGAAGAACCCAAGUUCUUCUCCUCUCUGAUUGGUCCUUUUGGAAAAUGUAUAGUUAGCUUAGAAAAGGCAGCAGCACGAGUAUUAGAUUUAUGGUGGGGCUCCUUGAAACCAAGAUUUUUUAAAAGGAUUUUAGAAAUAUACAAGAAAACAGCGUUGUGGAUUCUUCAACUUCCGAACCUCAAUGCUGCUAGCAAUAUGGAAAUGAUGAUCCGGUUUGAAAGUUUAAAGCAUUCAUUAGAGGUUUUGAAGAAAUUAAACAGUGUUAAUGAAUCCAAUGGACAGAUCGUUCCCUACUAUAACUUUUACAUACCAGAAGUCAUGGAAAAGAUAGACAUCCGGAAGGACUAUGUAAACUGGGUUCACAGAGGCAAAAUCCUACCCUCACCUCAGCUUCAUUUCUGUGACUACCCCUUCAUUUUUGAUGCAGCAGCUAAAAGUGUCCUUCUCCAGACAGAUGCCUGUAUGCAGAUGCAGACAGCCUAUGAAGAGGUACAGAGACGGAAUUUCCAGAAUCUGUUUCUUCCAAUUGAUCCGAUAAAUCCAAUGUUAGUAUUACACGUAACCAGACACAAUAUCGUUACGGACACACUUCACCAAUUGUCUCGCCAAGGACCGGCUGAUCUCAAGAAACCUCUCAAGGUGAUAUUUUUAGGAGAGGAAGCAGUUGAUGAAGGCGGAGUUCGAAAGGAGUUCUUUUUGCUUCUGAUGAAAGAAAUCCUCGAUCCAAAGUAUGGAAUGUUCAAAUUCUUUGAAGAAUCAAGACUGCAAUGGUUUAACCCUACAUCUUUUGAGGACAAACAGAUGUUUCACCUGAUUGGGGCAGUGUGUGGGCUGGCUAUAUACAACUCCACCAUCAUUGGCCUCAGCUUUCCUCUGGCACUCUACAAAAAAUUACUCAAUAGGAAGACGACUUUGGAUGACCUUAUGGAAUUGAUGCCCGCAGUAGGGAGGGGUAUGCAUGACCUGCUUGAUUAUGAAGAAGAUGAUAUAGAGGAUGUGUUCUGUUUAACCUUUGAGAUUACAGUGGACAGCUUUGGGGAAAUUAAACAGAUUCCUCUCAUGGAGGGGGGAUCAGAGAAACAAGUGACCAAAGAAAAUAGACAGGAGUACAUUGAUGCCUAUGUGGACUAUAUCUUCAACAAGUCGGUAGAGGAUCAUUUCAGAGAAUUCAGUAAUGGAUUCCACAAAGUCUGUGGUGGAAGAGUCCUGGAACUGUUUCAUCCACAAGAACUACAGACCAUGGUUAUAGGGAAUGAGAACUAUGAUUUCCAUGAAUUUGAAGCGAAUGCAGAAUAUAAAGGAGAAUAUUACAGACAACAUCCAACUAUCCGACAUUUCUGGGAGGUCUUCCACGAAUUACCCAUACAGCUCAAAAAGAGGUUUCUAUUGUUUCUGACUGGAAGUGACCGGAUCCCUAUUUUGGGAAUGAAAGCUGUCAAAAUGAUCAUCCAGCCCACUCAUGGUGGGAAUAACUACCUCCCGGUGGCCCACACGUGUUUCAAUCUUUUAGACCUCCCUAAAUAUCAGGACCUCCAGACCAUGAAGGAAAAACUGUGUUUGGCCAUAGAGCAGACGGAAGGAUUUGGCAUAGUGUAGGUUCUAGAUGGAGAGAUCUGGAUCUGGGAAUGAGGAAUUCAGUGCAUGGUUUUGGGGUCCAGUGACAAUGCAUUACUUGUGAAAUAUUGGAGCCCUCGACCCGCGUUAUGCAAAUUCUUCUUUCUGGUGGUUUUCACAUUCUCUUUGUGUUCCUGAUCUGAAAUGCGUACAUGGGGAUUUACCUUGUUGUGGAAAAUUUUAUAAACAGCCUACCUGUUUUUUAAAUGAAUAGUAUUGCUGCAAUUAUAUGUAUCAAGUAUUAUGUACUGAAAAUAUGAACAGCAUUGUGAUUUUCCUGUUACAUUGGAUUUUGUUGUAACAUUUGUUUAUCAAUUGUACUUGUGUUCUCUCCUUAGGAGAGAAGAGCUCAUUGUAGCAAGCUUCUUUACAGGACAGAAGAGCUUGUAUUAGCAAGCUUACUUACUGGACAGAAAAGCUCAUUUUAGCAAGCUUCUUUACAGGAGAGAAGAGCUCUAUUUAAUAGCGAGCUUAUUCACAGGAAAGUUAUGAGAAGGUUGUUUGGUAUGUCUGUGAUGGUUGGACUUUGAUUGCUGUUCAUAACGCAAGUCUUAAGCAAUAUUUGCACUUUCAAAUUUUAUGACCCAUUUCUCUGUUUUUAUGAUUACCCGUACUGUACAUGUAUUCUCUAAGUUAUUUAUUUCAUUACAGUGAAACUUGCCUAAAGUGGAUGUUUUAUAAUUCAAAAUGUUGUGUAAACUACUCACAUAUUUUGGCACAGAACUUUGAAUUCUAUUUAUAAAAGACAAAUAAAAUCCCUUCUUUAUUUUGGAUGUUAUCUACUCUGAAGAUUGAUCCAAUUCUGAUUGUGUCUGUAUUAGACAGGUUUUGAUUGGUCUGAUUCUGAGUGUGUUUGGAUUAGACAGGUUUUGAUUGGUCUGAUUCUGAGUGUCUGGAUUAGGCAGGUUUGAUUGGUCUGAUUCUGAGUAUGUCUGAAUUUGGCAGGAUUUUUGAUUGGUCUAAUUCCGAGUAUGUCUGAAUUAGGCAGGAUUUUUUAUUGGUCUAAUUCUGAGUGUGUUUUGAUUAGGCAGGUUUCACUGUAACAAUUUCCUUAGAACAGCUAUUGGCUGACGUGUAUUGUAACAUAUCAAAAGCACUUUUAACACAUGGUUGUCACUAUACUUUACAAGUUUCAUCAGUCUCUACAGGAUAAUUUAGUUUACACUUGAUACUGGUUGUGUACUUGUGGUACCCUGAUACAGUUGAACUUCGAUAUCUAGAACACUGAUACCUCAAAUACCAUGGAUAUGUCGAAGUGAUUCAGAAGUCCCAACCACUUAUUCUUUAAGUAUUUUACCCUUGAUAUGUUGAAUCCUUGGAUAAUUUCUUGGUCCCAUUGGGUUCGAGAUAACGGGGGGAAGGGGUACUCUAGCAAUUUUCAAACCAUGUACCAAAUUAAGAGAAAUGAUAAUAAACAAAUGAAUUCUCUGAAAAUCCUAUUUAUUGGUAAGUGUUUAUAUUGAGCAUCACCUGAAAUAUUUUAAUAUUUGAUUGAUUCAUUGAAUUUUUUUAAAGCAACAUUUUCAAUAAUAAAAAGAUAAUAAUAUACUAGAUGACCAUUUCAUUGAUCUGAGGAAGUCUAUUUUUAUCCAUUAUAUAGUGCACCCCGCGGGGGGUAUUAGUAUCGAAAGGACAAUUCUAGUUGGGCUAAGAUUAAAACAAGUCACAAGUCUUAGCGGAAAAUAAAUGAUUUACUUUCAUUAACUGUUCUUUUGAAACUUGUAUGCAAUUUGAUGAAGUGAUGUUGAUUAACCAUGCUUUCUCUCUAUAAAUGGAGGUUGAUAUUAAACAGGGUGUAAAUACCUCUGUAGUGAUAUUCAAACAUAUGCAUGUGUUAAAGUUUUCUUACAGCAGAAAAUUAUAAAACUUGACCAUGUAUUGAAUUUCAAAGUGACUAGAGUACAUUUUUGUGGAAUUUAUUUUUUCCUAAUAAACAUGAAGUAAAUAAAAUAUCAUUAAAUUUGUA